CGCAUUGAGAGUGUCGAGAGUCGAGACAUUCGUUGAGCCGAGCCGAGCCGAGCCGAACCGCCGAGUGAUCUCCGUUCAUUACCGCCGCGUACUUUUCGGCCGAAGACGAGAUCGCGUGUUCUUCGCGACUCGCGACAUCGUCGAUCGACGUGCAUGCCUGCGGUUAAACCACGCGGUCUCUCGAUUCUCGAUUCUCCAUCGACGAUCGUCGUCGCAAGCAGCGGGUAACGUGACCGACGUGAAGUUGCCGUCGCGUCGUUGGGACUUUCCUAACGGAUCUCGGAACUCUCGGAAGGUUUGGUGAGCGAUCGGGUGGACGACGCGAGCAAUCUCGUUUCCCGUUAUUUAUCCGUCCAGACUCUGGACUCCAGAGUGCAUCGUCCGCGUUCGCGCGUCGCAAACCAGUUAAGGUGGCUUGGAGUGGCAAAUCGAGCGAACGGAACGAUAAUUAGCCGGCGCGAGCGGUGAUCAAUCUAUCGUUUCCCGAUAUUCGCGAUGGCGUUUGGUGGCUCUCGGAGUGGUAGCCAGGCGUUAUCACAUUAAUUAGCGGAUGAUCGACGCGGCUGCGAUAUCAGUUCUCGCGCUCUCCACACGUGUUCGACGAGGGAAUGGACGAGGAGUCGACGGACGAGAAAACGACGGAGGAGCUACCUACUGUGGCCGAAGCCAAACUAGUAUUAUUGAAGUAAUCGCACUAACGAUAUAGAGGCCAUAGAGGAGCAGGCCGAGUGAAAGAAAGGUCCGUGGCCGCUAAAGGAAGUCUCUCUCGCAAAGCGAGAAAGGGGAAAAAGGAAGCCGUAAGCACGAUGGGUGAGAGACGCGGUACGAAGGCGCUGGAGCUUUGGUGCCGUCGGAUAACCGACGGUUAUCCGGGUGUAAACGUGCAAAACAUGACCACCUCCUGGAGAGACGGGCUUGCCUUCUGCGCCAUGAUUCAUCACUUUCGGCCGGACCUCAUCGACUUCAACAGCCUGAACAAGGACGAUGUGUACAGAAACAACGAGCUGGCUUUCAGAACGGCCGAGCAGCAUCUCGGGAUCCCUGCGCUCCUGGACGCCGAGGACAUGGCGUCCUGCACGGUGCCCGAUCGAUUGUCCAUUCUCACCUACCUUUCGCAAUUUUACCAAACUUUCGGAGGAUCUUCGCCCAGCCGUCUGGCGACGAACAGAACGACCGAAACCGCUGACGAGAGGAUCGCCCCUGUUCCGGAAUCUCCUAAACAAAAGGUGGGGUCGCGUUUGGGGAUGCGGAGGGAUCCAUGCGCCGCAUGCGGGCUGCCGGUCUUCCUGGCGGAGAAGCUGCUGAUAGCGCGCGCUCCUUAUCACCGUACCUGCUUCCGGUGCGCCCGCUGCGGCAACCAGCUGACGCCGGGCAACUACUACGAGACCGAAGAGGGCGAGUACUGCUGCGAGACGUGUCCGGACGAAGAGGAGACCGACAGCGUGCGUAACAAGUACGCCGAUUCGGCGAUGUCUGGCAUGGAAAUGGAGAGGAAUGAACCGAGGCCGCUCAGCGACGAGGAGAAAACGGAAAGAAAGGGUGUCUUGGAGAACGCAGCAGUGCCCGAUUUGAUCUCCCAUACGUCACAGAUGCGCAAGAGUUUUAUGACCAGCCAUCUUCUUUCCGAAAAGCUUGAUGAAUAUGCCGCGAAGGACAUCAAAAUUGACUCAGAUCACGAGGAAACAAAGAGCAGGGUCGGCUCGGCAUUCCCAGACGACGACGAGAACGAGGAGGAGGAGGAGGAGAAUGAUGAUGAUGAUGAUGAUGAUGAAUAUGAUGACACUAUUGAUGAUAACGAUGGUGGUAAUAAUGAGGAGGAGAAAUCUCGCUCUGUAACGAAUUUUCCAGAUGUGAAAGAGUUCAACGUUGAGCGAUAUGAUGUACAUAGCGCGUUAAAUAGCUUAGACAUUAGGAGCGACGAGGAUCAGCGAUCGACUGCCAUUUCAUUCCAUGACAUAGGUAGGAAAAGAAGAGAGGAGGAUACCAAAGAGUCGCCAGGACGCGCCGGUAAACGAGCCAAUCCCGAAACGAGACUGUCGUUGGUUCAGAAGAGACUCCAAAUGUUCGAGGCUCAGGACAACGUGCGACUCAGGGAUCACAUUGAUAGGACGGAUCAAAGCAAGAAAAGAAAUGCUGUGACUCAGGAUGUCACAAUGGUUCAGGGCGACUCCUGGGACCUGUCCCCGGACGUUCUUCCGGUAAAUGAGGAGGAACAUCCGGAAAAGCGGCUCGAGGAAGAUUUGAUAACUAAAAAUACUGAUAAACGUAAAAACAGUUUCGAGAAUGUCGGCAUACAGCGAGAAGAAAACUCGAAGAUUACAAGUAGCGAGAGAAACGAAGAGAAUUUCUCAAAGGAUGUCGUACGGGUGAAUAACGGAGAAAAGCUCGAUAAAGAUGAGCAUCUUGAGAAUAGUUCGAAAGUCAGAAGUAUCGAAAGACGAAAGGAGAGCUUCGCGAAGGUCGAGCACGAACGAAUCAAAGACAAUGAGACAGAUGAGGAGCAUUACAUUGAGGAAAGUGCCAUGGGAAGCAGCGUGCUAACCGCGAAAGGCAUCAAUUUAAGUGGCAACGAGGGUUAUCCGGAAGACCUGAAUCCUUUCAAGAAUGACAAGGAAGACAACGCCGUGGAGGGCAAACCGCGGACUUUGAUAAACAGCUCUGGGAAUAACAAAGUGUCGACUAAUCCAUUCGACAGCGAGGACGAGGACGUCGAGGAAUUAGAACCACCUAAACCAGCGGCGAGGAGUAAACCGGAAAAUCGGGGAAUGUCCGUGACCAAGCGGGUCCUGGCUGCGCCGCAAAUCAAUCUUAAUCCAUUUUCGAGUGACGAGGAAGAGGAGCACGGCAGUGACGAGGAAAGGCGAGACAGAACACCGCCUGGAAAUGUGCCUGUACCGAAACCGCGUACUAUCAAGACCACUCCCGAGGUAGGUAUACCACGGAGAGUCGAUUUGGAUCGUGGAGGCGUGUACGCAUCUAAUAGUUCCUUAACUAGCUCCGAAUCAACUACAACUCCCGGUGGGACAUACAGGAAGAAAAAACCUGCGCCGCAGCCACCGGUCGCGAAAGAAUUGUUUCCAUCUGAGCAGCGCGAGUCGCCUAUACUCAAAUCAUCUAACAGUACAUUACCGUAUCACGACUCAUCGCUUCGCACAACACCACGAGCUCGAAAAACCAAACCGGCUCCUCCACCGCCAAUGCCAACCAGCACACCUUGCAAUAUAUCGAUCGGUAGUGCGUUAAGUUUUGAUGAGUCUCCCAUAAUCAAGCUUGGUGGCGAUGAUCGUAACUUGAACAUGUGGGAAGAUCAAAAGACAAACAAAGACGAGGCGAAUCGAAAUAGACAGAGUUUGAGUACCGUUUCGUGCACCGACAGUUCCUCCUACACAUCUUACACUGACAAAAGCGUGCAAGGAAAGUGGAAGAGGAAAAAGGGACCCGCCCCACCGCGACCAAUUCCGCAUAGGAGAAAGAUCAAAGUGGUAUCUAUGAAAGACGUGAAAUUAGAACUAGAUGAGAUAGAAUUGCAACAGCAAGGCUUAGAAAGACAAGGUGUGCGAUUGGAACAGUUGAUACGAGAUAAAUGCGAAUCUGGACCUAGAGCAGACGAUUCGUCGCUUGGUACGGACGUGGAGGAAUUGGUUUUAGAGUUGUUCGCAUUAGUGAACGAAAAAAAUGAAUUAUUCAGAAGACAGGCCGAAUUAAUGUUACUACGGAGGCAACAAAGAUUAGAGGAAGAACACGUUGAAGUGGAAUAUCAAAUACGAUGUCUUAUGUGCCAACCAGAAGCUACUAAAACGGACUCUGAUAAACAGAGGGAAGAAGCAUUAAUACAAAGGUUAGUAGAGAUUGUAGAGAGAAGAAACGAAAUUGUCGAAUGCUUAGAGAUGGAUCGUCGAAGAGAGGUAGAAGAGGAUAGAAGCAUAAAUAAACAUAUGGGUUUAUUUGCUGCGAGGAACAAGAACGAGCUAUCAGGCAAAGACAAUGAUUCUUCUAAUGCAGGGAAGACGAAAAAGGGAAAAACGAAGGAGAAAGUAAAAGAAAAGAAGUUAAAAAAGGCCAUGAAAAAGGAUGCCGACAAGGAUGUGGAUGAGACUGAAGUGAAACUCAAACGCCAUAGUAAGAGAAAAUGGUUUUGAGUUGCGAUAGUGUUAACAGUUAACGAAUACGAUAGAUAUAUAAAAUAUUUCAUAUUUAAUACUUUUAUAUAUAUUUUUAACACUUUGUUAUUUAUAUAU
This is a messenger RNA of Temnothorax curvispinosus, 4238 nucleotides long. It is a transcript of the gene MICAL-like, whose product is annotated as MICAL-like protein 1. Gene Ontology annotation, molecular function: protein binding. The record is from RefSeq and is a predicted model, not a curated record. The transcript has 12 exons. Lineage: Eukaryota; Metazoa; Arthropoda; Insecta; Hymenoptera; Formicidae. Bases 807 to 4139 code for a protein of 1110 amino acids.